AUGAAGUCCAUCCCUUCAAUCCUGGUGGUUGCCGCCAUACCUUCCCUGGCCUCCGGUCAAUCUUUCCAGUCUACCCCGAUUAUGGGCUGGAACUCAUAUAAUCAGGUUUCGUGCAGCCCCACCAACAAAACCAUCACCACAGCUAUUGAGGCUCUCUCCAGCCGUGGUUUCGUCAAUGCUGGCUACAAAUUCUUCCAGAUCGAUUGUGGCUGGGCCUCGCGAGAUGCGCAGCGUGACCCUACCACGGGUGCGUUGAAGAUUGAUUCCGAUGCCUUCCCGGAUGGACUUAAGCCUUUGAGCGACUUGGCCAGGUCCAAGGGAAUGAAGUGGACUAUGUAUUCAGACGCCGGUGUGCGUAUGUGUGAUCCCCAGUACCCAUCACCUGUGCUUGGAUCAUUGGGUCACGAAGCCGUCGAUGCCGCAUUUUUCAAGUCGCUGAACACAGAAUAUUUGAAAUAUGACAACUGCUACGCUGAUAGCGCCAGCAACAAUGCCCCCAAGGAUCCACGAACUGACUUUGUCACUCGUUUCGGCACAAUGUGGAGCGAGUUGCAGAAGGUUGGGAUUCCUGGAAUGCUCAUUUGCCAGUGGGGCGUUCCAUAUUCCUCAUCCAGUGGCCUCGAAGGUCCCGCGGAAUGGACUCAGAACGUAUCCACCUCUUUCCGCCUCUCAGACGAUAUAGCCGAAGGCUGGGGCAAUGUGUAUCGCAUCUCCAACCAAGCCAUCCACAUCGCACAUAGGGGCCUCUCAGGUCCUGGCCACAUCGCCGAUGCUGAUCUUCUCGAGGUUGGUAACUCUGGCAUGACAUUUGACGAACAGGCAACCCAUUUCGCUCUAUGGGCCAUGCUCAAAUCUGCUCUUAUGAUUUCCACGAAUAUCACGGCGCUGUCGGACCAGACCGUGGCUGUUCUUCAGAACAAGGAUUUGAUCUCAAUCAACCAGGACGCAGCCGUUAAGCCCGUCAGCUUGGUGCAGCGAUGGACCAGUGACCGAGACUUGUGGGCGGGACCGCUUGCCAACGGGGAUGUUGCAGUUCUCUAUGUCGAUCAGAGCAAUAGUGCUCGAACCCUCAGCCUCCAGCUCUCUAACCUCGGCUACCAGUCAGCCGACAUCAAGGAUCUGUGGACGGGCAAAACUACCACUGGAGCUUCUUCCUUUUCCAAGCAAGUCAACGGGCAUGGCUCGGUCGCCUUACGUCUCUCAAACAUCAAGAAACUCAGUAGCACCGCCAAUUACAAGUACACUUCUGUAUCUACUGGGUCAUUGUCUUCAGGGGCUAAGACUGCCUCUUGUUCUGGUUGCACCUCCUCAACCAAGGUCGGAAAUGUUGGUGGCAGCGCCAACGGUCAGGUUGUCCUCUCGAACAUCAGCACGUCAAAGGCCACUCAAAACGUUCUAUUUGAUUACAUCAAUGGCGAUGUAGGUUUCAGCUUCACCGGUAGUACCAACGACCGCUUGGCUUCUAUCAAGGUCAAUGGCGGCACUGCGCAGAUUGUGAGCUUUCCACUGACAGGUUACAACUGGGACAAGGAUGUUUACAAGGGCUACGCCGUGGAGCUUUCUGGCUUCAAUACGAGUGGACCGAAUACCAUUACCAUUUCGGGCGUCAAUAGUGGUUGGGCACCUGAUUUUGACAGACUGGCCGUCGUUGCCUAA
Fusarium fujikuroi IMI 58289 is the source of this 1656-nucleotide messenger RNA. Its product is annotated as related to Alpha-N-acetylgalactosaminidase precursor. Gene Ontology annotation, molecular function: hydrolase activity, hydrolyzing O-glycosyl compounds. The record is from RefSeq and is a predicted model, not a curated record. NCBI's taxonomy places the organism in Eukaryota, Fungi, Ascomycota, Sordariomycetes, Hypocreales, Nectriaceae. Gene Ontology annotation, biological process: carbohydrate metabolic process. The coding region runs from base 1 to 1656 and encodes 551 amino acids. The transcript has 2 exons.